This is a messenger RNA of Drosophila takahashii, 2085 nucleotides long. RefSeq names its product stem cell tumor. Gene Ontology annotation, cellular component: membrane. The record is from RefSeq and is a predicted model, not a curated record. NCBI's taxonomy places the organism in Eukaryota, Metazoa, Arthropoda, Insecta, Diptera, Drosophilidae. Gene Ontology annotation, molecular function: serine-type endopeptidase activity.
ACCUACUUUUACGCCCCCGACUGUGGUGUAUGCUUUUAACACCGUUAAAUGUCAGGGUAGUCGCCUACCUGGUGACGUCAUGCGGCGAGCAGGACUCCGGCUCCUUUUGCCUCCUUUUUGCGUCCAGGAUAAUGACAUUAUCAGCCGCAGCAGCCUGCGUCCGCCAAACAAACGAUAAGCAAUUAUUUGUUGGGAAUACAAUUUUCCCCUAUUUGGCCCUGUUGGCACUUUGUUGUGAUCGCUUGAUCUUGCCGAAAAAUGCGAUUUGUCACCCGUUUACAAUGCGUGUGGGUGUCCGGUGCGUUCCCAUUGUUGACAACACAGAUUCUCAGCGCUCUUUGUCUGCGAAUCGUAACAAUUUAAUACCCAGAAAUUGGCCCAAAUCGGAAGGGAAAGUCAUCUCGGAAGUAAAAUCGGAUUAUUUUUGAUCUUCGGCGUUCUCAAUUAGAUCAGCUGAUCUUUGUGCAACACUGUUUUGACAACCCUGGUUUCAAUGGAAUGCUGGAAUGGAACUGGAAUGAGCGUGGAAAGAAACUUACGCACGCUGGCGGGAAAGUUGUAAAAUCGUUCGUUUUCCUCAAUGUUAAGUGUUAAUUGUGCUUAAUAAAUAAUCAUAAUGGAUAAUUAAUAAAUAAGUUAAAGGAAUUUAGCAAGCAAUCUGUGAUUUCACCGCAUGAGCGGCAAGCGGACCCGUAGCUUCAAAUGCGCCGUACACCAUCGAGAUCGUGAAGUCUGCUCUGAGAACGAUUUCCAGCUAGUGCUCAACGAACCGCCACUCUUCCGCAAAAUGGUGCAUGCCGUGGCCAUGGAGAUCCUGCCCGAGGAGCGGGAUCGCAAGUACUACGCCGAUCGCUACACCUGCUGUCCGCCGCCCUUUUUCAUCAUCCUGGUCACUGUAGUGGAGCUUGGUUUCUUUGUAUAUCACUCAGUGGUGACGGGAGAGGCUGCUCCAAGGGGACCCAUUCCCUCGGACUCCAUGUUCAUCUACCGCCCGGAUAAGCGACAUGAGAUCUGGCGCUUCCUCUUCUACAUGGUCCUUCAUGCCGGAUGGCUACAUCUUGGUUUCAAUGUGGCAGUGCAGCUGGUUUUCGGCCUGCCUUUGGAGAUGGUCCAUGGCUCCACGAGGAUCGCCUGCAUUUAUUUCUCAGGAGUGUUGGCAGGCAGCCUGGGCACUAGCAUCUUUGAUCCGGAUGUCUUCCUUGUGGGCGCCAGUGGAGGAGUCUACGCUCUGCUGGCCGCCCAUUUGGCCAAUGUCCUGCUUAAUUAUCACCAGAUGAGAUAUGGAGUCAUCAAAUUGCUGCAUAUACUGGUCUUCGUUUCCUUUGACUUUGGCUUUGCCAUCUAUGCGCGCUACGCUGGCGAUGAGCUGCAGCUGGGAUCUUCUAGUGAAUUCCUGGCCAUUGAUCAGUCUGAAACGGUGGUCGCCGUUUCGUAUGUGGCCCAUUUGGCUGGAGCCAUAGCUGGUUUAACCAUCGGUCUGCUGGUUCUUAAGAGUUUCGAGCAGAAGCUCCACGAGCAGCUCCUCUGGUGGAUCGCCCUGGGAACCUACUCAGCGCUGGUGGUCUUUGCCAUUGCCUUCAACAUUAUGAAUGGAUUUGCCAUGUUCAAUAUUCGCGUGGAGAAGAUCCGAGUGACGGAAACGUAUUUCAAUGAUUUCCAGGUGUGAAAUCCCAGGAGGAUUUUCCCCAAACAGGAUGACCAGAAUUCAUUCCUUGUUUUGUCAUUCAUUUUUGCUUACUUAUUAUGUUCAUAGCGUUUCGUUGAAGUUUUUUUUUUAUUGUUUUUGGACGUCGAUUAAGUUUCGCGUUUAUUGUUUUGUUGGCAACUGUAUCUGUAGAAUCAGAUAUAUAUAUCUCAUUGUAUGCUUACGUAAAUAAUUUCGUUUUGUUUGCUAGUUAAGUACAAACAUUAUAUUGUAAGAGAAUUGUAAGAGAAUAUUUACAACAAAUCGAACUGAUUAGGUGUAACAUAAUGCUCAAGGAAGUCCACAUUUUCUAUAUAUACUUAAAUAUAACUGCAGAAUCACAAGACUUUAUAUAUAAAAGCUGUAAAAUACAAAUAAAAAAGGCUAUAUGGAAACCGAUA